AAUAAGUUUUGUAUUUGAGGGGGUAGUGAUGACUUCCACCAAGAAAUUGGUUGUAAGAGGUGAUGCUUUGUGCUAAACAGCUCUGAUUUGAGCUUUAAAAUACAUUGUUGGUCUGACUUUAUCUUUUACAGCGUCAGCAUUACUACUUUCCAGAAUGUUUGGUGGCUAUGAAUCAAUAGAAGCCUACGAAGAUGAACUUUAUCGUGAAGAGUCAUCCAGUGAGCUGAGUGUUGACAGUGAGGUGGAAUUUCAGCUGUAUAGUCAGGUUCACUAUGCCCAAGGCCUUGGUAAUGCCGACACGGAGGAAGUACAGAAAGAAAAGGACUCUGGGAAUUCUGAAUCACUGAGUAACCAACCAGAUCAGAAGGAUUUAAUUGUCCUUUCUGAUAGUGAAGUCAUUCAGCUAUCAGAUGGGUCAGAGGUCAUUACUUUGUCUGAUGAAGACAGUAUAUAUAGAUGUAAAAGAAAGAAUGUUAGAGGCCAAGCACAAGAAAAGACCUGUGGUUCUCUUCCGGCUCGUGAAUUGGCUGGCAAGAAAUGCAGGCGGAAUACCCAGGCGCCAAACCCUGAAGAGGGGUCAGAUGGGAUCCAAGAGGUCAUGGUGAUAGAAGUGAGUUCAAGUGAAGAGGAAGAGAGCCUCAUUUCUGAAAGUGAUAAUGUGGAAAGCUGGAUGCUGCUAGGAUGUGAAGCGGAUGACAAAGAUGAUGGUAUUCUUCUCAACCUUGUGGGAUGUGAAAACUCCGUUACUGAAGACAGCGCAAACUGGUUCAUCAGUGACAGAGACAUUGAGGCACAGAUAGGUAAUAACAGAGCUUCUGGAAGAUGGACUCCCCGAUACUAUUCAGUCAACAAAAAUGUUACCUGCAGAAAUUGUGACAAAUGUGGCCAUUUAUCAAAAAACUGCCCGUUACCACAAAAAGUCCGUCCCUGCUGCCUGUGCUCCGAGAGAGGACACCUCCAGUAUUCCUGUCCAGCGCGCUUUUGUUUAGACUGUUCUUUGCCUAUGUCCUCCACUCACAGAUGUCUGGGAAGAUCUUCCUGGAGAAAAAGAUGUGAUCGAUGUGACAUGUUGGGCCACUAUGCGGAUGCUUGCCCAGAAAUCUGGAGGCAGUAUCACCUAACGAUCAAACCUGGACCACCCAGAAAGCCCAAGACUCCUUCUGGACAGUCAGCCUUAGUGUAUUGUUACAACUGUGCACAGAAAGGCCAUUAUGGACACGAGUGUACAGAAAGAAGAAUGUUUAGCCAGACGUUUCCAACAUCUCCAUUUAUCCUGUAUUAUGAUGACAAAUAUGAAAUUCGGGAGAGAGAACAGAGAAUAAAAAGAAAAGUAAAAGAACUCCAGAAAAAUGGGGAUUUCCCAAGGCCAUUCAAGAGACCUCAUAUGGAAACAUCCAACAAGAAGCCGAUGGAUACAAAGAAGAGCCAGUGUAAAAGCAACAGGUGGCCUCGAGAAAGUAAAGAAAUCCAGAAGGAACCAGUGAACAGGACCAGAGAGCAGCAGAAGCCUAGAAAAACUGACAGAUAUCAUGAAGCAGAUGAGGACUUUCCCAGGGGCCCAAAGAGCCACUCUUCUGUUGGUGGUUUUAAAACCCACAAGUCUCACAGAUCUUUGCACCGUUCAUCACACUUUCACAAGCCAAGAGAAGACAAGCUUCCCAAAGAGGGCAGGCGGGGCAAGCAGAGGGAGAGACGCACAGACGACGACAACGAUAAUUUGUUUCUUAUUAAGCAAAGGAAAAAAAAAUCUAAGCUGUGAGAUAGCUUUUGACUGGGCUUCGUGUAGUUUUCACAACUAUGGCAUUUGGCAAUACUUUGACUACACUUGAAUUUUACUUUUUAUUUUUUUAAUUUCAACUAUAUCUAGAGUUCCUAAACAACAACCGUGAAGAUCUCUGUUUUCUAUAAGCAGACUCCAAAAGUUUGUGGAAGUGUCAUUUAAAAAUUUUCCAUGAACUGUUUGAAACUCAUUAGUAUGUCCUAUUAAGUAAAAAAAAAAAAAAAAGAAAUUUAGACUUCUUUUGUUCCAAUAUGCCAUUUUUUAUUCAGAAUCCUCGGGAGACUAAGAAUUUUUAUUUUCAAGAAAAAUGUUUAAAUAUAUUUUGAAAAAAAAAUGCCCAUUGCAUAUAGUUCAUCUGCAGGGUGAGUGUUAAAAUUUUUGUAGAAAGAGAAUAAGAAGAAUGCAGGGUUUUUUUUCAGCAUAACUUUUUUUAAACCUUGGACUAGAUACUUGCUGAAAAUGUUCUUGCUUGUGAAACUGUUGACAGAAUCUUGCUUUGUACAAACCAUCACAGGCUGACUGUGAAGAAGAAGGUAUCGUUGGAGCCCUGAAGAGGCAGAAAACUGGGCAGUAUGGCAGCAGUAAGGAAUGUCCCAAGACAGCUUCCCUGAAACCAGUGAAAAAGAGUCCUCAUAAAUUGUAACGUAAUCAUAAUGACAUGGUUUUUACCAUUUUCACGGCCACUUUUCAGAACUGUCAUUCAUGUAAAAUCGAAUAAUACCCAACUUAAAUGUUAUUCUUGUUUCCAUAGCUUUUUCUUGACUGCCACAAAGUUGUACAGAAUUUUUUGCAUUUGUGAACCUUUUAUACUUAUCAAAACCUAAUGCUAGAGAAACAAAAAUAAAAUGUCUAACAUGAGUAAAUAAAA
Molecule: messenger RNA, 2648 nt
Organism: Ochotona curzoniae (black-lipped pika)
Lineage: Eukaryota; Metazoa; Chordata; Mammalia; Lagomorpha; Ochotonidae
Gene: ZCCHC7
Product: zinc finger CCHC-type containing 7
Exons: 8
Coding region: 155-1759 (534 amino acids)
Molecular function (GO): nucleic acid binding; zinc ion binding
Source: RefSeq, a predicted model, not a curated record